CCCCAGCGCCCGGAGCCGGCCCCGCGGACCCCGAGGACCCCGUCCCGCUGAAAGCACCAUGAAAUCCACUCCUGCUGCUGCCUUCCAGGCCCUUAUGGACGGAGUGACCAGCUGGGAUGUCCCUCAAGACCCCAUCCCCUGUGAACUGCUUCUCACUGGAGAGGCCGCCUUCCCAGUCAUGGUCAAUGACAAGGGCCAGGUGCUCAUUGCGGCCUCCUCCUACGGCCGCGGCCACCUGGUGGUGGUGGGCCACGAGGGCUACCUUCUGGAUGCCGGCCUGGCCCACUUUCUACUCAAUGCAGUGGGCUGGCUCUGCCCUGUACCCAGGGCUCCCGUUUGGGUGCACCCAUGCCUGGGAUCACUGGCAGACAUCCUGCAGGACUCUGGGGUUGAGGCGCAGAUUCAGGAGGAGCCAGGCGAGGCCCUGGGAGUUUACUGCAUCAACGCCUAUAAUGACACCAUGACAGCAAAGCUGAUCCAGUUUGUGAAAGAUGGUGGGGGCUUGCUCAUUGGGGGUCAGGCCUGGUAUUGGGCCAGUAAUCAUGGCAGUAACAAGGUGCUGUCCAGGUUCCCUGGAAAUCAGGUGACCUGUGUGGCUGGAGUGUACUUCACCGACACCUAUGGGGACACAGGCCGGCUCAAGGUCUCUAAGAAGGUGCCCAAAAUCCCACUCCACGUCCGAUGUGGAGAGGAUCUCAGGCAGGACCGGCAGCAGCUCCUGGAAGGGAUCUCCGAGCUGGACAUCCAGACGGGCGGCAUCCCCUCGCAGCUGCUUGUGCACGGGGCCCUGGCCUGCCCCCUGGGCUUGGAUGCCUCACUUGGCUGCUUCCUGGCGGCUGCCCGCUAUGGCCGGGGCCGCGUGGUCCUGGCUGCCCACGAGGGCCUGCUCGGUGCUCCCAAGUUGGGGCCUUUCUUGCUCAAUGCUAUGCGCUGGCUGACAGCUGGCCAGACAGGCAAAGUUGGGGUGAACACCAACCUUCCGAACCUGUGCACCCUGCUAUCGGAACACGGCCUGCCGUGUAGCCUGCAGCCCCAGCUGACCAGGGACUUGCAGGUGUACUGCUGCAAAGCCUACAGUGACCAGGAGGCCCAGCAGCUGCAGGAGUUUGUGGCCGAGGGCGGGGGCUUACUGAUUGGGGGCCAAGCCUGGUGGUGGGCCUCGCAGAACUCCGGCCGCUCGGCCCUGGCCGGCUUCCCUGGGAACAUCAUCCUCAACCGCUUUGGCCUCAGCAUCCUACCUUGGACACUGCACCCAAGCUGCUUCCCCGUGCCCAGCCCCGAGAUGCACAGCUACCACUUCCGCCGGGCACUGUCUCAAUUCCAGGUCACCUUGAGCCAGCAGGGUGGGGAGGUACCAAAGAACUGGUUGGCAAGGCUGCGGGUCGAUGUUGCGGGCUUCCUCCAGAUCCCCGCAAACGGGGUCCCUGCUUACUCAUCUGUCCGCCGACUGCUGAGGAAGAUGCUGGGUCGGUGCGGCCUGCCGGCGGUGAGCAAGGAAAACCCCGUGGCCAGUGACUCCUGUGAGGCUGUCACGCUCUGUCUGGCCACGGAGCUGGCCCGCUCCGGCACUGACUGCUCCGGGCUGGCGCAGGGACUUGGAAGCUGUAGCUGCAACUCCAGUUGGCACCCCUCGGAGCACCCCAUCAUGGUGGAGAUUGAUGGAAACAACCCAGGCCACGGUGAUUCCUGGGUCAGCACUGGACUCUACCUGCUGGAUGGGCAGAAUGCCGAAGUCUCCCUGCCGUCUGAAGCUGCAGCCUCUGCUGGGCUGAAGGUACAGAUUGGCUGCCACACCGAUGACUUGACCAAUGCCAGCAAGCUGUGUCGAGCGCCCGUGGUGACGCACCGGUGCUGUAUGGACAGGACCCAGCUAUCAGUCUCCUGCCUCUGGGGUGGCCUGCUCUAUGUCAUCGUGCCCAAGGACAGUCAGCUGGGCCCUGUGCCUGUCACCAUCAAGAACUCUGUGCCCGCCCCAUACUACAAGCUGGGUAGGACAUCCCUGGGGGAGUGGCGGCGCUGCGUCCAGGCAAGCCCAGCACCCUGGGGGGAGCUGGCCACAGACAACAUCAUCCUGACGGUGCCAGCUGAAAACCUCUGGGGCCUGGAGGACCCGGGGCCUGUCCUGCGCCUCUGGGAUGAGAUGAUGCGGGCGAUCGCCAGGCUGGCCGCCCAGCCCUUCCCUUUCCGCCGUCCGGAGAGGAUUGUUGCUGACGUGCAGAUCUCGGCAGGCUGGAUGCACUCGGGCUACCCCAUCAUGUGCCACCUGCAGUCGGCACAGGAGCUCCUCAGCGAGACGGACAUGAGAAGCAAAGGUCUCUGGGGCCCCAUCCACGAGCUGGGCCACAACCAGCAGCAGCACGGGUGGGAGUUCCCUCCUCACACCACUGAGGCCACCUGCAACCUCUGGUCAGUCUAUGUGCACGAGACGGUCCUGGGCAUCCCCAGGGCUCAGGCCCACCCAGCUCUGAGCCCCCCAGAACGAGAGAAGAGGAUCAAAACUUACCUGGACAAGGGAGCCCACCUGCGUGACUGGGAGGUUUGGACGGCGCUGGAAACCUACCUCCAGCUCCAGGAAGCCUUUGGGUGGGAGCCGUUCACCGAGCUGUUCGCCGAGUACCAGACGCUCUCCAGCCUGCCCAAGGACAAGGCCGACAAGAUGAACCUGUGGGUGCAGAAGUUCUCCAACAAAGUGCAGAAGAAUCUGGCUCCUUUCUUUGAGUCCUGGGGUUGGCCUGUCCGGAAGGAGGUGGCUGAGAGCCUGGCCUGCCUGCCUGCGUGGCAGGAGAACCCCAUGAGGGCCUACGUCCCCGCAGAGUAGAGGAUGCCCGGCGGGGGGGCAGGUGUGCCCGCUCCAGCCCCGACUCCGUGCUUCUGCCCUUGAACUCUGCAGCCUGAGUCCCACUUCGCAACCUUUCUUCAGGAAGGCCAUUAAGGUCAUAAGUCAAGAGGAACCAGCUUUCUCGGGAAUGUGCCCUCGUGCCUCACUGGCUGCUACUGUCUACACUGUUGCUUUCACCAAGUCUCGCUCCACCUCCUCAGGCUGCUGGUGGAGGGUUUUCAUCUUGGCACCUUGAGGUCUUGCUGGUUCUUGUGGAGACCGAGGAUGACGUGAUAAGCAGAUGUCAGCCCCUCACCCCUGCUGGCCAUGACAGGGCCCCUGAUUUCUCCUGCUGGCUGAUAGCGAGAGGGAUGGAGCCUGGACCCAGCUUUGCUUCUACAGAAAUUCACUCCCCUCCUGUCAUCUUGUGAGCGUGUUCGAGCCUCAGCACGUGCCCACUCAGGGUUUCCCUUGGCUCCGGCCCGUCCCGUGGUGGCCUCUUCAUCUAGUGGAGAGUGGACAUCCUGAAAACUGAACCUGCCUCAGGACUGACCUCUUGGGGGUUAACAGUCAUUGUGAAGUAUCUCACGCACGCCAGCGCCUUUCCUGACAGGGUCCCGGCGGCCGCUGUGGGCACCUUGCCCAUCCUACAGCCUCUUUCCCUCCGCAGGAAGGAUUCCAGUAUGGACUCAAGAAAGACUGUUGUGAACUCAAACUGGAUGUGACAGGGUUUGGCCUUCUUGGCUAGGCCUGUCUUCUUGUGCUUCUGUUUCCACAAGAGGCCGUAGCAACCCCUCUCACAUUCAAAAGCCUGUUUGUUCUUAGCACAAAAAAAGCGAAGUACUUCUCUGGUGACCGUGGCAACAAGGCCUUGCCAGCCGUCAGCAGCAGUCAGAUGGAGGGGUCCCUGGUUGGGGCAGCUUCACCCUGGAGCAAGAUCACUGGGGCAGCUGCCCCAGUGAACCCACAGUCACUUAACACCACCCCCCACCCACAUCCUCAGAACUUUCUCAUACUCUCUUUCCAAGCUGUCCCAACUCUGGCUCCAUGGAAUUCCACUCAGAGGUUCGUCUCCAGGAAUAAGGGCAUGUACACCUGCUCCUUUUUCUCCAGCUUGCAUUGAAGCCCUAUUUUUGUUGAUUUGAAUAUCAGUCGUGAGCCUUGUGGAGACCAGAGUCGCUCCUCAGUAAAGCUGACCUCAGGAACUUCCCCACCCUUUCACAGUAACCCCCGUCCCCUCACCAGCAUCCUUUGCCAGCACUUCUCAUAUGAAAGGGGCUCAGUAGAUGUUCAUUCACUGAGAGAACAGUAAUGACACCUAACACGUAACACACAGUCUCCGUGUCCCAGGCAUGGGUGACGUGUUUUCCUGGAAUUAGCUCAUGGAAUCUUUGCAACAGACCUCUGAGCUAUGUAUUAUUAUUAUCUCCACUUCAUAAGUAAGAUGACAGACAUUUAGAAAAAUUAAAUAACUUCUGUGAAGUCACAAAGCUAAGAGGAAGAGUUAGGGUUGACUGAAGCUGAUAGCAACAAAAUUUUGGGGGUGUUUCUGGUCUGUGACUGUUUGAUAAUUUAAUGCACCUGGAAAGUGGUGCAUUAACAAAGGGAGUUCAAUGAAGUUAUGAUUUACCCCAUGUUUACCAGAGAACAAAGCAGGUGAGUGGGUGAGCAGCACAGACAGAUGGUGAGAAACCAGGAAUUACCCCGGGGUAGAGGGUAGUUACAACACCAGACAUCACCUCAUCUCAGGGGGAGAAAGUCAAGGCCAGCUGGAUGGAAACGUCAGAUGAGUCACUUCCACCUUAGCACUCACAGGAAGGAUUAAACAUCCCACGAGGCCCUAAGAGCUCCAGCUCCAGCUCCUCUCUGCUGCUGAAAUAACACGCUUAGGUGGAGAUCUGGAAACUCAAAUGCAACACAGUUGGCCCCACUGAGAAGAGCAAGCCUGGCAGGGAUGCCCCCAUGACCGAAAACGAGUAGCAGCAGCAAGUAGGUGUGGCCUGCAGGCCAGAGGUGCUUUGGGGGCCCCAGUGCCGGGCACCCAAGGUGGGUGCUGAGCCGCCACCAGAUGCACACAGGUUAGACGUGUGUAACAGCCACACACGGCGCCCAUGAGGACACCCUGCAGUCUGCUCUCAGCCAUGUAGUUUUUACUGAUCGUGAAUGAGCCCUCCUUGAAAGGGGGUGACCCUGGGAAGCAUUCAGGAUUGAAUGAGAAGUAUAUGUGGAGGGGUCAGUGAACUGGGGGAACCCAGGGAUGACGAGGAAGCUGGACAAAUGCUGUGCGUUUCUACUAUUCAAGUGUAAAAAGCUAUACUUGCUCCCCAGGACGUCACUGCAGGUGAAUCAUCCGUCAACUUGUUCUAAUUUAUUUAUGCUUGAACAGAGUCAGUUGCUUGGAAGAAGCAAAGAUGCAGGCUAGCAAGUUUUGAAACCAUAUUUCCAACCCAGGAAGCUGAGCUGAGCCAACAGGUCUAGUCUGCACGUGAUACCAUGGGGUCUCUGCAUCCACCGCCCCCCGCGUUUCUGCGCACCAAGUUCUGUGUUCAGCUGCUGUAUCAUAAAAUGUCCAGAUUCAAGUUGCUAAAGAAGCAACAGGUUGCUUCCUGUUAUUCAAAAUGCAGCAAGGGAUUCAUCCAAGACAUAUCCCUCAAACCGAGACCCUGCCCCUACCUGCCCAAUCUGGUCUGGAGGCUUAAUGUCCUGUGUGAAUUAGAAGUUACCCAUUUCUUCCUUCCUCUAUGUGAAAAAAAAAAAUUUUUCCCUACUGUGUGUUUCUUCCCUGUGAGCGACCUUUCCUACCUGCAGGAAACACUUCCCUUCCAGCCACAAACAGUGUGGUGGUUUCCCCACAGCAAGCAACUCCAUGUAACACCACCUGGAUCUGGCGGGGGUGGGGGGCUACAACCUAACACAGUUCUGACACUACCAGCCUAGAGAGCUUCAGAUCUCACAGCUUAGGGGCUUUGUUCCUCAAUACUGUCACCUACACAGAUACACGAGCAUGCGUGCACGCAUGCACACACACACACACACACACACACCAGGUGCAGCCACACCCAGCUUGUCUACGCUCCUUCUGACCAACUGUCUGUAGAUCAGAGGUUCCAGUGACCCCCUUGGGUUGGUUAAUUGGCUGGAGGGGUUCACAGAA
Messenger RNA from Talpa occidentalis (Iberian mole), 5972 nucleotides. RefSeq names its product TRPM8 channel-associated factor 2-like. Gene Ontology annotation, biological process: negative regulation of anion channel activity. Lineage: Eukaryota; Metazoa; Chordata; Mammalia; Eulipotyphla; Talpidae. The coding region runs from base 59 to 2818 and encodes 919 amino acids. The transcript is spliced from 8 exons. The record is from RefSeq and is a predicted model, not a curated record.